Molecule: messenger RNA, 1546 nt
Organism: Camellia sinensis
Lineage: Eukaryota; Viridiplantae; Streptophyta; Magnoliopsida; Ericales; Theaceae
Cellular component (GO): membrane
Source: RefSeq, a predicted model, not a curated record
CCAACUGGCAGUCAUAUGAACUAAACCUCCCAACUCACCUAACUCCAUUUAAUAUUCUCUCCAAAGCUCCAUAUAUUAUAACAAAACAUUAACUGUACUUUCUCUUUUCCCUCUUCACUUUUGCAUUUGUGAAAGCUUUCACACAAUCAUAUAUAUAUAUUGGCCACACAGUCCAAACUUUCCUCUUUGCAACUCCAACCUAGUUUCAACCCACAGUCAAGAAAAAAGCUGGUUUUAAUUAGUGCUUUUCAUAGAACCCAAGCUCUUCUUUUCAUGUACAUGUCCCAAAAACAGAACAAAAGCAACAAUACCAUACUGGCAAGCGCUAAGAUUCUUGUAGCAAACCAACCUUUCAGUCUGUCAAAUGGGCUCUCUUAUUUUCUCUCUUACACUCACAAUCCUGUCAUUGGUUUCGUUUUCAUCGAUUACAAUCGAAGCUCAAGGAAUCAAAUCAGCUCGCCUCCUCGAUCUUCUCAUCAGAGAUUACACGUUCCAAUCAUAUAACAACAAGUACUAUUUCAAGACAGGAAUGUUACACACUGUAAAGUUACCCGCGAAUCUUUCUGGCAUUGGAGUCCAUACAGGGAAAUUUCGAUGUGGCAGUCUUCGAAGGUACGGUGCUCAGCUCAAUGAAUUUCAUUUGGGUAUUGGUGUGAUUGUUCACCCGUGUGUUGAGAGAGUCAUGAUAGUUAGGCAAAACCUCGGAUUUAACUGGUCUUCUAUAUACUACGAUAACUAUGAAUUAUCAGGAUAUCGCCUUGUAUCGCCUGUUUUAGGCCUAUUGGCUUACAAUGCCGGUGAUGAUAUGAAUUUUAGUAACCCUUUUGAGGUUGGAAUUUUAGCAGAUGAUCAAAAUCCCAUUACUAUAGAUUUCAGCAACACUACAAUGCUGAUCAAUAACACGAUGGGGCUAAUACCGGUGUGUGCUAGAUUCGAGCAUGAUGGGAAGGUUGCUCUGGCGAAUCAAGUGUCGCCAAGUGUCUGCGCUGCAACGGGGCAUGGGCAUUUUGGGCUGGUGAUUGAGUCUCCAUUGAUGCCGGAUAGGAAGAAAGUGAGUGGGUGGAAAUUGGCGAUUGGGAGCUCGGUUGGAGCUGCAUUGGGAGCUUUUCUUUUGAGUUUGCUUUUAAUUGCUCUUUUUGUUAAGGUUAAGAAGAAAGCAAGAAUGGAGGAAAUGGAGAGGAGGGCUUACGAAGAGGAAGCUCUGGAAGUGACAAUGGUUGGACAUGUUCGGGCUUUUACAGCACCUGGUACUCGAACACAACCUGUAAUUGAACAUCAGUACAGACCUUCCUCUUGAAUUUCUUGAUUUUUUUUUUGGCUGUAGCAUUCUUUUUGUAAGAUUUUAGAUGAACACAAUGUUUUGGUUCAUUAAUUAAUUAGUACAAUUCAAUUGUUGACAAUCUGUUUUUAGAGAUCUGUCCAUUUCAUUGGAUUUUUUUCUUCUUCUUCCAAAUGCAGGAAAGAUAGAGAUCAAAGUAUUUCUUUUUUUUUUUUGAUGUUUGAAGGAAUUUUAUUUUAUAUACAAACUAAUUGUAAGAGGCAAAUU